Messenger RNA from Puma concolor (puma), 2547 nucleotides. Lineage: Eukaryota; Metazoa; Chordata; Mammalia; Carnivora; Felidae. The record is from RefSeq and is a predicted model, not a curated record.
AUGGGCAAGCACGAAGCACAAGACCAGUGGCGCUCGUCUACUACGGUGAGGCGGCGGGCGCGCUUUGUGACCUCGGGCCGGCCACGGCGGGCGGGCGGGGGCAGGGGUCAAACGGGGCCCCGGGCCACGAAUCCCCGGGCUCGCGGGCUCGAGAGAAUCGCAGCUCGCCUGCAGGUGGAGGAGGUCUCGGCGGGAAGAUUUCGGGGUGGCAGGAAGGUGUCCUGGGCGAGACCUGGGAUCGCGGGCAGAGGUUCCGGGCCAGGGAGCGCCAGGGCUGUCGGGCGUCUGGUCGCUCCUGCAUCUGUGUUGGCUUGUCGGUCUUGGAGAAAGUUCGUCCCUGUUUGUCACCCGCGUCCCGCCUGCGCGUUCCUGCAGCCUCGAUUACUGUGUCUGCUGCGGGCCAGCCGAACCCGGAAGGAGGAAUAUUAUGCAGACAAGCCCUUGGAGAAGCCCCUGAAGCUGGUUCUCAAGGUUGGAGGAAGUGAAGUGACUGAGCUGUCGGGGUCUGGAAGCGACUCAAGUUAAUGACAAGAGUCAGACCACGAGCAAGGAAGCAGCACAAAGGAAAAAAGAAAAGAAGAAAGAAGAAAUCGAGAGAAAGCACAUGACAUUGAAAAGAAGGAAAAAAAGAUGAAACGAGAAGAGAAGAAGCGGAAACGGGAAAAGGAGCAUGGCGACUCGGAGGGAGAGGCCGACGACUUUGAUCCCGGCAAGAAGGUGGAGGUGGAGCCGCCCCCCGACAGGCCCGUGCGAGCGUGCCGGACACAGCCAGCCGAGAACGAGAGCACACCGAUUCAGCAGUUACUAGAGCAUUUUCUCCGCCAGCUCCAGAGAAAAGAUCCUCAUGGAUUUUUUGCUUUUCCUGUCACGGAUGCAAUUGCUCCCGGAUACUCCAUGAUAAUAAAACAUCCCAUGGACUUUGGUACAAUGAGAGACAAGAUUGUAGCCAACGAAUACAAAUCAGUCACAGAAUUUAAGGCAGAUUUCAAACUGAUGUGUGAUAACGCGAUGACCUACAACAGACCAGACACUGUGUACUACAAGUUAGCUAAGAAGAUCCUUCACGCAGGCUUUAAGAUGAGCAAAGAGCGGCUGUUAGCUCUGAAGCACAGCAUGUCGUUUAUGCAGGACAUGGAUUUUUCUCAGCAGGCAGAUCUUCUGGGCAACGAAGACACAGCUUUUGAGGAGCUCGUUCCUGAAGCAGCACCUGUACAAGUAGAAACUGCCAAGAAAUCCAAAAGCAGUAGAGAAGUUAUCAGCUGCACGUUUGAGCCGGAAGGAAAUGCCUGCAGCCUGACUGACAGCACGGCAGAGGAGCACGUGCUGGCCUUGGUGGAGCACGCAGCUGACGAGGCUCGGGACAGGAUCAGCCCUCUCCCAGGGGGCAAGAUGGGCUAUCUGAAGAAGGACAGUGACGGCAGCUUGCUCUACAGCGUGGUCAACACGGCCGAGCCGGAUGCCGACGAGGAGGAGACACACCCUGUGGACCUGAGCUCGCUCUCCAGCAAGCUGCUCCCCGGCUUUACCACACUGGGCUUCAAGGAUGAGAGAAGGGGCAAAGUCACUUUUCUCUCCAGCACCACCACCGCGCUUUCAAUGCACAGCAAUUCCGUGUUCGGCGACUUAAAGUCGGAGGAGAUAGACCUGCUGUAUUCCGCCUACGGGGAUGAGACGGGUGUGCAGUGUGCGCUGAGGAAAUGGACUAUGUCGUGUCUGCCCCCGCCCCACACUCGUCGCUUCUCCGGGACUCUGACACGCGGCUGGCAUCCUGGCCUGUCCCGAGUGCCGAGGAGAAAUGUUCCCGUGAAGCCUCCAGAGGAAGCGAAGGCUGGGGACUCGCUGGGCGACAGCAACUCCGUCCUGGACUUCAUGUCGACAAAGUCCUACUCGGACGCCUCCCUGGACAUCUCCAUGCUCGGCUCUCUAGGGAAAGUGAGGAAGGAGCCUGACGCAGACGACAGCCACCUGAACCUGGAUGAGACGGCGAAGCUCCUGCAGGACCUGCACGAGGCACAGGCAGAGCGCGGGGGCUCCCGGCCGUCCUCCAACCUCAGCUCCCUGUCCAACACCUCCCCCUCCGAUAGGGACCAGCACCACCUGGGAAGUCCUUCUCGCCUCAGCGUCGGGGAGCAGCCAGAGGUGACCCACGACCCAUACGAAUUUAUGGAUCCGUGCGGCCGGAGCCAGAGAGGGGCCCUGCGGGAAGCCAGCAGGAAGCAGGCCUCGCCCCGCCGCUGGUCCAGAGUGAAUGGCUGGUCGUGGCCCCUGCACACCUUCCAGGCGGUGGCCUGGACCAUGCUGUUCAUCUUGGCCUUCGCCAACUUCGGUAUCUUCGUCCCCUUGCUGCCGCCUAACUGGAACUUGGUCAUCUAUGGUGUAUCCUUUACUGUGGGAGCAGCGCCCGCUGUCCCAGGGAGGCUCCCCGCGGGCCCUGCCCCAGAUCUGGCUCGGGGCCCUGCCAUGCCUACCAGCCCCCGCUGCGACCCCUGUUCUACGACCCCGCUCCUCCUCUUCACCCCAGACACCCGCCACGGCCACGCUGCCUGA